AUGAAGACUAUGAAGCUACACUAUUGGAUUCUAUGUUGGUUUUCUAUGGCAUUAUGUUGUUGGUGUAUUUCAGAUAAAUUCGCUCAAAGCAACAACCCUCAUACCUGGAAAAAGCUGUAUCUUGCUCAUCAUUGGCCAGUGACUGUGUGUAAGAUGAGUGCUAAUGAUUGUCAAGACCCUCCAGAAUACUGGACAAUCCAUGGACUGUGGCCUGACAAAGGUGAAGAGUGUAAUAGGAGUUGGCACUUCAAUGUCACUGAGAUUAAGGAUCUUAUGCCAGACAUGAGACACUAUUGGCCUGAUGUGCUUCAUUCAUCUCAGAAUCGUACACAGUUCUGGAAACAUGAGUGGGAGAAACAUGGCACUUGUGCGGCCACACUUGAGGUCCUUAAUUCGCAGAAGAAAUACUUUGGUAAAGCCUUGGAACUCUACCAGCACAUUGAUCUUAACAAUUGUCUCCUGAAAGCUGGGAUAAAGCCAAGCAGUUCAUAUUACCAGAUGACUGCCAUAAAGGAAGCUCUUAAAAGAUUUUAUGGUGUAACUCCAAAGAUCCAGUGUCUUCCUCCAGAGCAGGGUGAAAAAGCACAAACAAUUGGUCAGAUUGAAUUCUGUUUCACCAAAGAACUCCAGCUGAGAAACUGCACCGCAUCGAAGGGUGAAGUGGACCUGAUGCCAGCUGACUUGAAGCUUAGAACUGAGGAGUUGUCUGUCUGCAGUGAUACUCUCCCAACCUAUUAUCCUUCACAGGUUCAAGUUCACAAAUGA
Messenger RNA from Indicator indicator, 765 nucleotides. RefSeq names its product ribonuclease T2 (gene RNASET2). The coding region runs from base 1 to 765 and encodes 254 amino acids. Gene Ontology annotation, biological process: RNA catabolic process. The record is from RefSeq and is a predicted model, not a curated record. Gene Ontology annotation, molecular function: ribonuclease T2 activity; RNA binding. Gene Ontology annotation, cellular component: extracellular region. The transcript has 9 exons. Lineage: Eukaryota; Metazoa; Chordata; Aves; Piciformes; Indicatoridae.